Messenger RNA from Alosa alosa (allis shad), 4231 nucleotides. RefSeq names its product collagen alpha-4(VI) chain-like. The record is from RefSeq and is a predicted model, not a curated record. NCBI's taxonomy places the organism in Eukaryota, Metazoa, Chordata, Actinopteri, Clupeiformes, Clupeidae.
UCUACGUCUCACUCGUCUCUCACCUCACCUUGGCCAAGGAGCAAGAAGCCAGAGUUCAGCCAACUUUACCAGCCAAUGACUUCAGAAGCACAGGACGUCGUUAACAUGGCAAAGACAAAUGUUCUUUUUGGUGCUGUCAUCGUAGCAUCUUGUUUUCUCCUCAGUGCAUCAACAGAAUGUAUAGAAGAGAAGACUGUCGCUGAUAUUGUCUUCCUGGUUGAUGGAUCUGAGAGUAUUGGAACUGAGAACUUCCAGCGUAUCCUAUUCCUCCACACUCUGGUCGACGGCUUUGAUGUUAGUCCUGAUCAUGUCCGUAUUGGCAUGGUGCAGUACAGCAACAUUAUGCACACAGAGUUCAGUCUCAACACCUAUCAGAAUAAAGCACAGAUUCUUGAGCACAUUGACAAGCUGGGUUAUAUAAUGGGGAAAACACUAACUGGCGAGGGACUGAACUUCAUCCUGAAGGAGCACUUUGUGCAAAGUGCAGGAAGCCGUGCCAGUGAAAAAGUGCCCCAGAUAGCUGUUGUUAUCACAGACGGCAUGGCAGACGACGAUGUGGGGCCACAUGCGAUGGAUCUAAAGAAUCAGGGGAUCAUCGUUUACGCCAUCGGUGUCAAAGAUGCAGUUGAGUUGGAGCUGAGACAGAUUGCUAGUGAACCUCAGGACCAGCAUGUGUACAGCGUCUCUGACUUCACUGCUCUUCAGAGCAUCACUCAGAAGAUCGUCCAGAAGCUGUGCUUCGAGGUGGAGGAGGUCAUAAGUCACACCACUCAGGUGGUCAUCAGUCACACCAUAACUCAGGUUUCUACAGAUUGUCAGCAUGCAACCGUUGCUGACAUUGUGUUCCUUGUGGAUUGCUCGGGUAGCAUUGGUCACGAUAGCUUUAACCAGAUGAAGCAGUUCCUCAAGUCAUUUGUGAGUGGACUACCUGUAGCCAAACACCAGGUGCGCAUAGGCCUAGCACAGUUUGAUCAUCAAACCUACCAGGAGUUCCUGCUGAAGGAUCAUGAUAACGUCAAAGAUGUACUUGACAGAAUUGACCAACUUCAGUAUCAUAAAGGAGCAACUUAUUUGGGCAGUGCCCUUACCUUCCUUCAGGAAAACUACUUUACCCCAGAGGGGGGCAGCCGAGACAGUGUUCCUAAAAUUGCCAUCGUGAUAACAGAUGGCGCCUCCAUGGAUGCAGUGGCUGAACCAGCCCUAAAGUUACGGAGCCAUGGGGUUGUCAUCUUCGCCGUUGGUGUUGGAUACUAUGAUGCUGCACAGCUAAGAACAGUCGCUAGCAGUCCUAGCGAGCAAUUCUUGAUCAGCAUCCACGACUACCAGGAGCUGCAGAAAGUAAUGGACAACAUGCGGAAAACAGUUUGCACCUCGGUGGAGAUUCAAGCACAGGUUUUAGCACCAAAAUAUGCUGAAGUUUUCUUCCUUGUGGACAGUUCAGCUCAGUCCCAUAUUCAGGCCAUAAGAGAAAUGCUCAUUCGACUAGCCAACCAACUCAAUGUAAACAAGGAAGGCAAUCGCAUGGGCCUGGCUCAGUAUGGGUCUACUGUUUCUGUGGAGUUUCAGCUGGACCAGUACACCUCUGAAUCUGAAGUUGUGGAUCAUAUCAAAAGGUUUACAUUGACAGGUAGUCAGAUGCGUAAAACUGGAGGAGCAAUAUCUUAUGCCAGCCAUAAUUUUUUCUCCUUGGAGGAUGGCACCCGAGGAUAUAAGCAGUAUUUGGUGCUCAUUAUUUCGGGGAAAUCAGAUGAUAAUGUGAUGGAAGCGUCAAACGUUAUUAAAGAUCAAGGUGUGACUGUACUUACUGUUGGGCUUGACCAAGCUGACCGGGUGGAGCUUGAAAUCAUUGCAACACAGUCUUAUGUCUUUAUUGGACAAUGCACUCAACAGAUAAUACAAGGCAUAGCUACUGCUGACAAUACCAUCGACAUCAAAGAUACUGUCAAAGAGAAGAUUCAGGGCAUCUCUCAAAUGAUCGUCCAUGUGCUCUGCACCACCGUUGUGACCGCGGAGCCCAAGAAUCCGACCAUUGUGAUGCCGGGGAAGGAGCCCAAGAAUCCGACCAUUGUGGUGACCACAAAGAAGCCCAAAAAUCCAACAAACGUGGUGAUCGUGGCCAAAACUCCUCCUGCUCCUCCUCAGACCUCUCAUUGUUCCGAAGGUAGUGCAGGUCAUUUAUCAGAAGGUGGACAUAAUAAUAAUGGACAAUACAUUCAACAUACUAAACAAGACAUCAAGAUACUUUUUGACUCUGAGAAGAUCCCCAAAGUUUCUCAUGACUGUAUCCAAACAGACAAAGCAGAUAUCUAUUUUUUGAUUGACCACUCAACCAGCAUUCGCUACAAGGAUUUUCGGCAUAUUAAAAAGUUUGUUUUGGAGCUCAUAUGGAUGUUUCGUAUUGGCCCGCACAAAGUACGUGUUGGCCUGGUAAAGUUUUCAAACAGUCCAAAGCUGGAGUUCAGACUGUCUCAAUACACAGACAGAGAGUCUCUGGAGGACGCUGUGAUCGCUGUCCACCAAACCGGUGGUAACACCUACAUCGGACAUGCUUUAAAUUUCAUGAGUCCACUUUUUAAAGAAACUAUGGAGGACCGUGGUCAUGCGGUUCCCAAGUACCUCAUUGUAAUAACAGAUGCAAACUCACAUGACAAUGUUGAAGUGCCAGCAAAGCGGCUUCGCCAGCAGGGAAUCACCAUCUAUGCCAUUGGUUUGAAGGGUGCCAAUGAGAGGGAGCUGGAUUACAUUUCUGGUGACCCUAAGAGGAAGUACUUAAUUAAUAACUUUAAUGCCUUCAUACCAAUGAAGGAUGAUAUUGUGAAAGACAUAUGCUCUCAAUCAGCAUGCAAGAACAUGCUGGCUGAUGUCAUAUUCCUGGUGGACGGCUCUGGGAGCAUUGACUCGGAUGAAUUCUACAAGAUAAAGAGAUUCAUCAAUGUGCUGAUUCAGCGCUCCAUCCAGGUCCAUCCCGACGCCGUGCGUGUGGGUCUGCUGCAGUACAGCGGCACCCUAAGGGUGGAGUACACGCUGUGCGCCCCCCAAACUCUCAGGGGCUUCUUGCAGACGGUGAACUUCAUGCGGCAGCUGAGUGGGACCACUCUGACUGGUGGAGCUCUCAGUCUCACUUCACAGUUCUUUGACACCUCAAAGGGCGGGCGUCCCGGCGUCCCAAAGAUCCUUAUCGUUCUGACCGAUGGAGAGGCACGGGAUGAUGUGGUGAGGCCCGCGCAAGCUCUGAGGAGGAAGAACAUCAUCAUCUACUCCGUUGGUGUGGAGCGUGCCAACGUCACCCAACUGAGGGAGAUUAGUGGCCGCCCGAGCAGGCUGUUUAUGGAGACAAACUUUGAUGCCCUCCAGAAUUUGGAGAGUGAUAUUUUGCCUAAGAUCUGUCAGCCCGACAAGCCUGACACUACUUACAAGCCAGACAAGCCGGACACCACUCACAUGCCAGACACUACUGACAAAACUGUCAUUAAUUGCUCAACAACUCAGGUGGCGGAUAUGAUCUUCCUGGUGGAUGGCUCAUCCAGUAUUUAUCCGGAUCAAUACAAGAGCAUGGAGCGCUUUAUGAUGUCAGUCGUUGACAGCAUGAAUGUCGGUGAGGACCAUGUCCGUUUUGGGGCCAUUGUCUACUCAACCGCCGCAGAGUCAAAGUUCACUCUGAACCAGUUCAAAACCGCAGAGGAAGUACGGAAUGCCAUAGCGAACCUUAACCAGCCAGGAGGAAUCACCUCCACUGGUGCUGCUCUUCGCUAUGCACUGGACUACUUUGGACAAUCGUAUGGUGGCCGUCGGGAGAAAAAAGUCCCCCAGAUCCUUUUUGUAAUUACUGAUGGAGCUGCCACAGACCCUGAAUUGCUUCCUGUAUCGUCUCUAGAGGUCCUGAGUGAAGGCAUCAUGAUAUAUGGCAUUGGGGUGGCUGGGGCCAUGAUGACUGAGCUGCAGGUAAUGACGGGAGGCAAAAAUAAGAGGGUCUUUUAUGUGGACAAUUUUGAUGCUUUGGAGACCCUACAAAAGAAGAUCUCCAAAGAGCUUUGCGAAGACGACAAACAAAAUGUGAGUCUAAGGCCCUGAGUUUGGCGGCGGAGCGGGAAACGGUAAACUACGUCAAGGCUGGGGCUCUGAAAUGGGCGAGACCUCUCUGGUGAAGUGAAUUUGAAUAAACCAAUGACAUGCAUCCUGCGAUAUUGGCUGCAAGACAUCAACCCGUCAUGACAGGGUGUCAAAAACAGUA